AUGUUGCCUGACUACCUCCGAGACAGCUACAAGACCUACAAGCGAGACACUGAUACUAUCGCCAACUGGCUUGCAACCACCGCCAAAAGAUGUGGCUUCUCUCCAGAAGUGCUUAACGAUAGCGACGACGGAAACAGUCAACCUCCUGGACACCCGUCUGGUGUUCCUUCCUCGAGAUUGAAGGGGAAAGCUCGCAAGCUUGCUAGGGACGUUGCUGCCAGAGAUGACAUCGGUUCAACAUCUCCACGAACUUACACCAUACCAAUUAGGUCUUUCACCCGACUUGCAUCACAAAUAGUUGCAUCUUCGACAAAGCCACACGUCGUAGUCCCAGCGGCCUUAGACUUCGUCCUCGAUCGUGUUAUUGCCUUCCGCAAGGAACAUAAUACCUGGUUCAAGAAUACCAAGCUUGCUACAGCAGCACCUGCGGAUGGUGACAGCCAUGCGUACUUCAUCUCCGUCCUCGAGCAUGUACGUCAUAUACUACGGCCUCAUAUGGCUGAGAGGAUCAGGACCCAAUCUAUGAAAGAGAGUCUCGCAAACUCUGAGCAGAGCAAAAAUGCCACACCACGGAACGAUAAUGCUUUCGAAGCCCUUGAGGUAGAAGAAUUGUCCGACACCUUUCUCAAUGCCUCGAUCUCGGAGACCGUACCCGAAUGCGAGUCCGACCCCAGCGCGCACGUUCGUUAUCGAGCCGAGAGUCUGAGGAAGAAAGACGAACACUUCAUCGAUACUGUUUUCCUUCUGGAGAGCAUCAAUCGGAUACGCGAUCACAUCGAAAGCUUGUGGAAGGCUUAUCUCAACAAAAAGAUUGAUUUACAAGCAGCCGCGAUAGCCACCAACACCGCGGUCGAGAUAGUUCGGCAGCUGCAGGAGGAUCACGACAAACGAUUCCACGAUCAAGCCGGCUUUCAAACAUGUAUGAUCCCAUCCUUCGUUAUAUUGUGCGGCUUCGCCGGCGUGGAUGUGCUGAAGUACGAGCAACCCACCGAUCCCUAUAACUUUGCUGCCUACCAUACCGCUGAUAAAACUUUGUUGAAUGCUUACUUCGUGCUCGAGAAAUUCAAAUUGAGCACUUGCAAGGUUUCCGGUCAGGUGGUCGUUGUCGGCAAUCCAGCGACCAUGUAUCGCGACACUUCCACUCCAUGGUCUCAGAAGUCAGCAAGAGACAAGUUUGCCGAUGAUAAAUAUGUCCUAUUUAGAGCUUUCACUGGACUGACUGCCUUGGCAGCGUCGAACGACUGGGUUGAGGACGAGUUCGUUCGAGGUAUUCGAGAAAUGGCACCCGACAAACCAAUUCCUCUUUGGCUCUCAUUUGCGGCCCAGAUCUAUCUCGACGUCCAGCAUAUCCUUGGCUCGGACCUUGAAAGACCCUAUUUGGAAGCGAAGAAAGCAGGAAGAUUCAUCAAGGCAUCACUUGAUCAAACUGUAGCCUUCCACGAAGGGCAGGAGUCUGACCUUUUGAACCCCAAAUUCUGUUCUGAAAUUCGCCGUCAUAUGCAGAAAACAACCAAGUAUAUCGAAACCAUGUUGGUCACGAAUACAAUGGACCAAAAACUCGAAAAGCUGGCCAAGGCUGAGAGAUGGCCACCAUUCAAUUUUUUCCAACAAAGUCCUGUUAUAUGUGGACUCAAUCUGUUCGGCGGAAGAUAUACGAUGCAGCGCUCCAGCAUUUCCUGCGUUAGACCCUGGUUUGUCACGCUAUAUUGUGCACACCUGUACAACACACUGAAGGUACAGGGUCUUGUCGGACGCUGGGAUGACAUGGAAACACUUUUGAAGCUUCAGUGCAGCGACAGAAUCUUUAUGGGAAGCACACCAAAGACUCUAGUUGAUUGUUCGAAGCGCUUCGAUCUCUGCAACGGGAUGUCAAUCAUCAACAGUGCAAGCAACAAACGGAACAAAGAGAAGACGAUAUUCAAUGAUAGUCUCUGCCGCAACGUGGAGGAUCACAUACCGGUUGCCGAUCUGAUAGGCGGUCGUUACAUGCGCUAUGUCAAUGUCUCUACCUCCACUGAUUUCGUCGCUCUCGAACUCAAGAUCAAAGCUUUGCGCGCUGAGAAGAUCUCAAAGGUAUCAUCGUCAUCAACUCCUUCGACUGAGCCUGAAGUGAAGACGACUGCAAAAGUCAAAGGAGUUGGAGCAGCGAAAGGUAUCAACAAUCAAGCACUCACAGCUCCCGAAUUUCUCGAUGGUCUGGCAGCGGCAAUCCACCGUGAAGGCAUGCACCUGACCUUCGACUAUCUUCGCCUCCAUCGGACUUGCUUCACCAUCCUCGCCAACAUCAAAGCAGAAGUUGCUCUGGAACUCAACAGUAUAUUUCCUCUGCAUUCACCAAUUCUGGUCAGCAACAUCUUGUUGUUCUGUGCCAACAUGGAAAAGGCACAUCAGACUGCAACUCGCAGCACUGAAAAGCACAAUUGUGAAUUGCUUGUCCGAGUGGCAGGUUGUGUCAACAAGAUGGUAGAGGGCAAGGCUGGAAGUAUUGGUAUCGACAUCAUCAAGAAGACUUUCGACUAUGAGUGA
Aureobasidium melanogenum CBS 110374 is the source of this 2526-nucleotide messenger RNA. RefSeq lists its product as uncharacterized. The transcript has a single exon. The record is from RefSeq and is a predicted model, not a curated record. Lineage: Eukaryota; Fungi; Ascomycota; Dothideomycetes; Dothideales; Saccotheciaceae. Bases 1 to 2526 code for a protein of 841 amino acids.